GCGUCAGAUAUUCGCUCCUAAGCCGGUUGAGCAAGUGUCUGGGUGUCAGAGGCUGGAGCUGCAGCUCAUCUGAGAGGUGGGAUUUUUCAGCGUCAGCCUCUAGAGUAUUUCAAUAGCUUUCAGAAGAAGAAAGGCUUGCUUUAGAACUGCAGUCUCGUUUUGACGGUAGUGUUGUGGAUCCGCUGAGCGGACUCCCUUCACCCUGUCCACGAGACCCCCUGCUCAGUUCUGACUCACACAUGGAUGUUCAGGGGUAUAAGUGGGUUCGCUGGCGGGUGUGGCUGUUUCGUGUGGCGACCCUGCUGUCUCUGGGUCUCCUGCUGAUUGUGUUUCACUGGCGCCCGCGGCUCGCUGUCCUCGCGCGCUGCCGAUCCUGCCCUCUGGCUUUGGCAGAUGUUCUGCUGCUAAGAGACAGUUUUGGCCAGCAACAUGUUGUGGAGGUGCUCACAGAGGAGCUGGAGGCAGGCAGUUUGGAGUUGCUGGGGCAGCUGGAGGAGGCUGAUUGGAGAGAUACGGUUCAGCUGCACAGAGAGGAGAAAACACUGCUGCGCUACUACUUGUAUGAAGGGCUGCGUUACGUCUGGCUGGACAGGAAGGGGGCUUUUUGUCGCGUUAGUGUCCUCAAUGAGGACUGGACCUGCAAAGACUUGUAUGGGUUCCAAAAGGGGCUGAGUCCUCGCGAACAGACGUUGAAGAGAUGCAUAUUUGGGGCCAACCUUAUUGAUGUACCUGUGAAGUCUUACAUGAGGCUGCUGUUAGAGGAAGUCCUCAACCCGUUUUAUAUAUUUCAAGUGUUCAGCAUCACCCUGUGGAGCAUUGAUGGGUAUUAUUUCUAUGCUUUGUGCAUAUUUAUUAUCUCAGUCAUCUCCAUCGGCAUCUCACUGUAUGAAACUCGAAAGCAAAGUAUGACUCUUCGCAACAUGGCUCAGCUUAUUACAAAUGUCACAAUACGCAGAGACUCAGGAGAGGAAGAAUGUGUGAGCUCUGAGGAGCUGGUCCCUGGCGAUUCUCUGAUCAUCCCCCAGGAAGGUCUGCUGCUGCCCUGUGACGCCGCCCUGCUGGCUGGGGAGUGUCUGGUCAACGAGAGCAUGCUCACAGGGGAAAGUGUUCCAGUGUUAAAAACGCCGCUCCCUGCCGGAGACAGGACCUACAGCUCAGAAACUGAACGCAGACACACGCUGUUCUGUGGCACCCACAUCAUUCAGGCCAAAGGAGGACGGCCAGGAGGAAGUGGCGCUGUUGCUGUGGUUACAAGCACUGGGUUCUUCACAGCCAAAGGUAACCUGGUCAGCUCUAUUUUAUACCCUCAGCGGAUCAACUUCCGCUUCUACCAAGAUGCCAUGAAGUUCCUGCUCAUCCUUGGUGGGAUCGCUGUCAUUGGUACUAUUUACAUAUUUGUGACCCUCUUCAGAACCAAUGUGACCUGGCUGCAAUUAAUUAUCAGAAGCCUGGAUGUUGUGACCAUCGCAGUGCCUCCCGCCUUGCCUGCCGCCAUUACCACGGGAACUAUUUAUGCCCAGAGCAGGCUCAAGAAGCGAGGUAUCUUCUGCAUCAGUCCUCCACGAAUAAACGUCUGUGGCAAGGUGUCUGUGUUCUGCUUCGAUAAGACAGGAACUCUGACAGAGGAGGGUCUGGAUGUGUGGGGGGUGAUGGAAAGUGGACCCACUGGCUUCUCAGAACUGGUCCCUGACCCCAAACUCCUGCCACGAGGGUACAUGAUGUCCGCGCUGGCCUGCUGUCACACUGUUACUCUGCUGCAGGGUGAGCCCCUCGGAGACCCCUUGGAGCUCAAGAUGGUGGAGUCUACUGGCUGGAUUCUUCAGGAGCCAGAGGGAGAUGGAGAUGUUAUGCACUCUACAUUUGGAGGUCACAAUGUUUUGGCUGUUAUGGGACCUCCAACUCAAAGACCUGAAUCUCAGGGAACUUCCUCCAGUGAGGCGGUCGCCAUCAUAAAGAGGUUUCCCUUCUCCUCAGCCCUGCAGAGGAUGAGUGUGGUGACGGUGGCCCCUAGGGGGCGUUCUGCCCUGGCUUUCCUCAAAGGUUCCCCAGAGAUGGUGGCUAGCCUCUGUCGUCCUGAUACAGUUCCGGCUGAGUUCUCCAGCACACUACGUAACUUCUCCAGUGAAGGCCUCCGGGUUCUGGCACUCGCCUGUAAACCAGUGGACAUUAACUCUGACCUGAUGAACAUUGAACGCUUUGUGUUUGUCUGCAGGGGUGAAGUAGAGAAGGAAAUGCAGUUCCUGGGCUUGUUGAUGAUGAAGAACCUGGUGAAACCUGAGAGCGCAGAGGUCAUUAACAUCCUGACACUCGCUCACAUUCGCAGCGUCAUGGUCACUGGGGACAACAUUUUAACAGCAGUGAAUGUAGCAAAGAGCUGUGGGAUGGUGGGAUCUGACGAGAAGGUGAUCUUUGUCAUUGCAACCCCCCACACUGUUGAGUCUAUGCCCAGUUUGAGGUUCAGUGUGGAAGAUGGUGGGCCCACUGCUGCCCAAAGCCCCAGAGAUCUCAUUAAUCAGGCUGGUUUUAGCUAUCAUUUAGCUAUUAAUGGGAAGUCCUUCGCUGCCCUUUGUGACCACUUCCCUGAAUAUCUUCCAAAGGUGUUGAUGAAAGCUACUGUCUUUGCACGCAUGGCACCUGACCAGAAAACCCAGCUGGUAAAGGAGCUGCAGAAACUGAACUAUCGUGUAGGCAUGUGUGGGGACGGGGCCAAUGACUGCGGGGCCCUGAGAGCUGCUGACGUCGGGGUUUCCCUGUCUGAGGCUGAGGCUUCAGUCGCAUCACCUUUCACUUCCAAGACUGAAAACAUUAGCUGUGUCCCCAUGCUGAUCAGAGAGGCCAGAUGUUCUUUGGUCACGUCCUUCAGUCUGUUUAGAUACAUGGCGCUGUACAGCCUCAUCCAGUUCUUCUCCGUCCUCGUCCUGAACACAGUGAAGACCACCUUUGCUGACAUGCAGUUCCUAUUCUGUGACUUGUUCCUCGUGACUCUGCUGGCCAUCGUGAUGGGAAGAGGAGGUCCGAGUGAGGAGCUGUACCCAUGCAGACCUCCAGCCAGUCUGCUGUCCCUGCCUGUGUUCGGCAGCCUCUUCAUUCACACCUGCAUGAUCGUUCUGGGCCAGCUGGGUGCAUUCUUCAUCACCACCUCACAGGGAUGGUAUAUUCCACUAAAUUCAACAGUAUUUGGCACAGAAAACCUACCCAACAUGGAGAACACAUGUGUGUUUGCCUUAUCGGGUUACCAGUAUAUCAUCAUGGCAGUGGUAGUCACCAAAGGCUUUCCACAUAAGAAACCUCUCUUUUAUAAUGUGAUUUUUCUCUGUCUGCUGCUGAUCCACUUUGCCUUGAUGACCUUGCUGGUGUUAUAUCCGGGUCCUUUCUUCAGACUUAUAUUUAAACUGUUCAACUUCACCGACAUGAACUUUAAGAUGCUGCUCAUUGCCGUGGCUGCUCUCAACUUCCUGGUGUGUUUUGUUGCAGAGCUGCUGAUAGAUUUGGGCAUUUUGAACUGCCUUCGGUUGCUGCGAGGAAGGCGUCCAUCCAAGAAGGAGUACAAACGCCUAAUGGCACUGCUGUCUGACUCUGCAUCAUGGCCACCACUUGAUCAAACCCUGUCCCCCACAGGCAACACAGUCAUUUCCUUCAGCUAGUAUUUACCUGGACUAACACUGGACUCACCUGAGCUUAACCAUAUCAGAUGUCUAAACAACAUCCCCACAUUGACCAACAAUGCAAUGUAUACCUGCCAAAUAAAAACUAUUUUUAUGUAGACUUUUA
This is a messenger RNA of Girardinichthys multiradiatus, 3771 nucleotides long. Its product is annotated as polyamine-transporting ATPase 13A2-like. Lineage: Eukaryota; Metazoa; Chordata; Actinopteri; Cyprinodontiformes; Goodeidae. The transcript is spliced from 29 exons. The record is from RefSeq and is a predicted model, not a curated record. Gene Ontology annotation, cellular component: membrane. Gene Ontology annotation, biological process: regulation of mitochondrion organization; intracellular calcium ion homeostasis; autophagosome-lysosome fusion. Gene Ontology annotation, molecular function: ATPase-coupled monoatomic cation transmembrane transporter activity; ATP hydrolysis activity; P-type ion transporter activity. Bases 240 to 3644 code for a protein of 1134 amino acids.